CUACCUAGCAAAUAUUCUUUCCCAACCGUCACCAUGAGCGAAUGCUGUUUGAAGGGGUUUAAGUGGGACGGCGAGCCGCAGGGCAAAGAGGUUGAGGUGAGCGGCCAGACAUGCUAUGUCACUGGUUCCAACCCGGAUGUAGGCAUCAUCGUGAUUCACGAUCUGUAUGGCUGGACCUUUGGCAACACAAGGUUGCUCGCCGACAGCUAUGCCGCAGAGGUUGGGGUGACCGUCUAUGUCCCCGACUUCUUUGGUGGUGUUGUUCUGUCCGCAGAUCUGCUCAACAACCCGGCAGAGUGGGGCAAGCUUGAUCUCCCAAACUUCAUGGAGAGGAACAACAAGGCCGUCCGCGGACCAGAGAUGGUUUCUUUCGCGAAGCACCUCCGCACUCAGCACGGCAAGCUUGGUGCCAUUGGCUAUUGCUAUGGUGGCUGGGCUGCUUUCCAGCUUGGUCUCAAGUCGGAUGCUCCGCUCGUCGACUGCAUCGCUGCGGCUCACCCAACUUUCCUGACGAAGGAGGAGAUUUCCAAUGUUGGCGUACCAGUGCAGAUCAUGGCCCCCGAAAUUGAUCCUCAGUUCACCGAAGAGCUCAAGACUUACGCUGUGACUGAGAUCCCCAAGUUGGGUGUGCCAUUUGACUAUCAGUAUUUCCCUGGCCUGAGCCACGGUUUCUCCAUCAGGGGUAACCGAGAAAACCCUGCUGAGGUGAAGGGUCUCGAGAGGGCGCAGAGAGUGGCGGUGACGUGGUUCAAGGAGUGGCUUGUGUAG
This is a messenger RNA of Podospora pseudocomata, 768 nucleotides long. RefSeq lists its product as uncharacterized. Lineage: Eukaryota; Fungi; Ascomycota; Sordariomycetes; Sordariales; Podosporaceae. The coding region runs from base 34 to 768 and encodes 244 amino acids. The record is from RefSeq and is a predicted model, not a curated record. The transcript has 2 exons. Gene Ontology annotation, molecular function: hydrolase activity.